Esox lucius (northern pike) is the source of this 2293-nucleotide messenger RNA. It is a transcript of the gene atf3, whose product is annotated as activating transcription factor 3. Gene Ontology annotation, biological process: regulation of transcription by RNA polymerase II. Gene Ontology annotation, molecular function: RNA polymerase II cis-regulatory region sequence-specific DNA binding; DNA-binding transcription factor activity, RNA polymerase II-specific. The record is from RefSeq and is a predicted model, not a curated record. Bases 163 to 765 code for a protein of 200 amino acids. Gene Ontology annotation, cellular component: nucleus. Lineage: Eukaryota; Metazoa; Chordata; Actinopteri; Esociformes; Esocidae. The transcript is spliced from 4 exons.
AGCGAGAGCUAGUCCACAAUAAAAAGGGGUGAUGCAACGCUCUGUCGACCACUGUAACUUUCUUAACAGAACAGAAGAGCCUCACAACCUGGAGCGGACUGUAGGCCUUUCAACGUCCAACACAAUUUACUGACUAAAAACAUAUAAUCAGUUUUCGUCAUAAUGAUGCUUCAGCAUUCGGGAUUUAGCCUGUCCGAGAUCAGCGCAUCCGCCUUUGUACCCUGCCUGUCCCCGCCUGGAACACUCACGCUCGAGGACUUCACCAACUUCACUCCCUUGGUUAAGGAGGAGUUGCGCUACGCUAUCCAGAACAAGCGGCUGUCCAACGGACUGAGCACCGAUAUCAUGAGCGACUGUGCGAGCUCAAGUUCAGACAGAACGUCUGAAGCCCCAAGUGUCAAGAGAGAGACAACCCCAGAGGAAAGUGAAAGGAGGAAAAGAAGACGAGAAAGAAACAAAGUAGCUGCCGCUAAAUGUAGGAAUAAGAAGAAGGAGAAAACAGACUGUCUACAAAAGGAGUCUGAGAAGCUAGAGUCAGUGAAUGCUGAGCUGAAGGCCCAGAUUGAGGAGCUGAAGAACCAGAAGCAGCAGCUGGUAUACAUGCUGAACCUCCACCGGCCAACCUGCAUUGUACGGGCCCAGAACGGACAGACCCCCGAGGACGAGAGGAACCUGUUCAUCCAGCAGAUCAAGAAGGGCACCCUGCAGAUGGGACAACUGGACCACCUUCACACCUCGGUGCCCACCACCUGUGGCCAUCUUUGAAUCCAGCCACUCUGAGGGUAGUGGGCUAUCACUCGCUCAGACAGACUAUCACCAUACCCUAUCCACUGUUCCCCUGCACCAAGAGAAGGCUCUGUCGGGCCAAAGCGGAAAAGCUUCGGUGACUGCUGUUGGGUUGGGGAUGACAUGGACAGACAUCCUGUGCGCCACCUAGGGUGGGCUUGGGGUGGCCCUGUGGGCCAGGUGAACGUCAAAGCACUUAAACGUAGAAAUGCAUUCAAUGUGUUCAUCUCCUUCAGUGUUUUCAGUUUUCUUAUCGGACUUUGAACCAAAGCAUGAUGUCGCCGUGGUAAAGGCACAUCGUUUCACCGGUCAAUUGAGAUACUUGUUGAGAUACUUGUACCGUUUGUACAUAUUUAUUAAGCGAUGCUAACUUUGUGCAACAAUAGCAGACAUGUUAUUACUGUCGCGGGUUAUAACCAGAUCGACAGGCUCGCUUGCGUUGUUUGAAGUGUUUGUUGUUGUAUUUAUUGAGUAUAUCCGGUAUUAUCGGGAACUAUAGUAUAACUUUCUUUCCCCUUUACAUGCCUAACAAAAACUUCUGAAGCUGCUAGUACUAACUCAGGAUUAUACAGGUAUGGUUCAUAUCACAGGAACCUUCAUGUUAUAGGAAGGUGAAGGGAGUGUACAUUGUGUGGACUCACUUAUCUGCUGGUAAACAAUGGCGCUGUUAGCCCUGGGCCUCCCUCAUUGAAAGUCAGUCAUUACAUUGCGGGAAGCUGGUGUUUUUCGGAACGGGCCACGAUUUUGUUGUGAUCUAUAGUAUUUAAAGCUAUGCUCAUGUGUUUCCCAUUACAUCUUUUAACUUGGUAAUGUGUGUAAUUAAUAUAUACCAUUAUGUAAACCGACAUUUUGUCUUCAAAAAUACAUUUGUAUGUAUUCUUGAAAAUAGGGUUAUGAAAUAGGACCACUAGGUAUCAGUAGCUAGAUAUCCAAGAGCUGUUUUCACUUUGAAGAUUUUUAUGAUGAUUACAUGAAUAGCCUCAAUGUUCCGCUACUACAAUUGCCAAGUCCACUUGUUAAGCCCACUGCCAAACCAACCCCCUCCCUCUGCCCACAGUCCAUUGGUUGUGGUGUGAAAUCGUCACAGGACAUUGCACAAGGCAGAAACCUAGAUAAAACUCCACUGAACAUUUUCAAAAGUCUGCCUCAUAGCAUGGACAACACAUUUUCAUGGUCAAUGCGAGCUUUUGUCUGUAAUGUCUCUAAAUAGUAUGUUUGGUUUAAGUUAAGGAUUGUGGUUUCUUUGGGUGUGUUUGUGAGUAAAAGGUUGAGAGGAAAGCCGUGAGAGACGCAGGCGUCAAUGUGUUUGAGUUGUUAUUGUGUAGUUCAGUGUUUCGUGUUCAAACAGGCAUGCUAGUCAUUGGGUUACAACCGAAAUACUUGUCUUGUUUUUCUAUUCUACCAUCAAUUGUUUGUCUUGCUUAAACAUUAUUCACCAUAAAGUAUUAUAGAAAUGAAACAAUCUAUCAAGUCAGGUAAAAACACAAGUUGAAAUAAAAAACUAAAA